AUGACCGUCGAUGCGGAGGCUCUCAAGUCUGGCAUUGACACCUCAGCAGCUCAAGCGGCGCUAUUCGUGAGCUCGGAGAAGUUGCCAGACGAGGCAGUCAGGAUACAAGGGCCAGAUUUCAACAGGCCUUUUGAGCUACAGCAACUUCUCGACAGCUAUGCUCGCAUCGGCUUCCAAGCUGCCGGUCUAUCUCGUGCCAUCGAAGUCAUCGAUAAGAUGAGAGCGUGGCGAUUGUCUGAUGAGCCAUUGACGGGCGACGAGUCUGAAGAAGAAGCAGAUCCUGCCUACCGAGCUCGAACGAGCUGUCACAUCUUGCUGGGCUAUACAUCGAACCUUAUUUCAUCUGGUCUCCGUGAGAUCAUUCGCUUCCUCGUACAGCACAAGUACGUGACGGGCAUCUGCACGACCGCGGGCGGGAUUGAGGAGGAUCUCAUCAAGUGUCUUGGACCGACCUACCUGACACCCCAAGGGUCCUUCGAUCAGUCUGGUGCCGAUCUACGCAAGCGAGGCUUGAACAGAAUUGGCAACCUCAUCGUACCCAACGACAACUACUGCAAAUUUGAAGAUUGGGUCAAUCCGAUUCUAGACCAGCUAGUCGUCGAGCAGGGUCAAGGCGCCAAGUGGUCGCCGAGCAAGGUCAUCGAGCGGCUUGGCAGAGAGAUCGAUGACGAGAGCUCAGUGCUCUACUGGGCCGCCAAGAAUAACAUCCCUGUCUUCUGCCCUGCCCUGACAGAUGGCUCACUGGGCGACAUGAUCUUCUGCCAUUCCUUCAAGUCGGACACACCGUUGGUCAUUGACAUUGUCGAGGACAUCCGCCGACUGAACUACUCGAGCAUGCGAGCAAAGAAAGCAGGUACAGUCAUACUCGGCGGUGGCGUAUGCAAGCAUCAGAUUCUCAACUCGUUCCUCUAUCGUAACGGCGCGGAUUACUCGGUUUACAUCAAUACCGGUCAAGAAUUCGAUGGCUCCGAUAGUGGCGCGCGACCAGACGAAGCCAUCUCUUGGGGCAAGCUCAGAGCGGGCUCAGAGACUGUCAAAGUCUUCGCAGACGCAACGCUCAUCUUCCCUCUCGUCGUCGCUGCUACUUGGGCCAAGUCACACUGGCAGAAGCAAGCCGAAAGCAAGACGAAUGGCCACACGACGCAAAGCAGUGCAUAG
Molecule: messenger RNA, 1158 nt
Organism: Mixia osmundae IAM 14324
Lineage: Eukaryota; Fungi; Basidiomycota; Mixiomycetes; Mixiales; Mixiaceae
Exons: 3
Coding region: 1-1158 (385 amino acids)
Biological process (GO): peptidyl-hypusine biosynthetic process
Cellular component (GO): cytoplasm
Molecular function (GO): deoxyhypusine synthase activity
Source: RefSeq, a predicted model, not a curated record